This is a messenger RNA of Euleptes europaea (tarantolino), 2642 nucleotides long. RefSeq names its product ubiquitin specific peptidase 13 (gene USP13). Lineage: Eukaryota; Metazoa; Chordata; Lepidosauria; Squamata; Sphaerodactylidae. The transcript has 21 exons. Gene Ontology annotation, biological process: protein deubiquitination. Bases 1 to 2586 code for a protein of 861 amino acids. The record is from RefSeq and is a predicted model, not a curated record. Gene Ontology annotation, molecular function: protein binding; zinc ion binding; cysteine-type deubiquitinase activity.
AUGCAGCGGGCCGCGCUCUUCGCCGACGGCCGGGCGGCGCCCCUGGCUGCGGGGGACGUGGGCGAGCUGCUGGUGCCCUACAUGCCCACCGUCCGCGUGCCCAAGGCCGGCGACCGCGUCUACAAGGCCGAGUGCGCCUUCUCCUACGACUCGCCGUAUUCCGAAGGAGGCCUCUAUGUGUGCAUGAAGACUUUCCUGGGAUUUGGAAGGGAACAUGUGGAAAGGCAUUACCGGAAGACGGGACAGUGCGUGUUCAUGCAUCUGAAGCGGCACAUGAGAGAGAAGGUAACAGGGGCAUCUGGUGGAGCUUCACCAAAAAGGAGAAACACCAAGCUAUUUUUAGAUCUAGAAUCCAACGGCGAUUUAAACAAUGACGAUUACGAAUACGAGGAUGAAGCCAAACUCGUCAUAUUCCCCGAUCACUAUGAGAUCCCUUUGCCCAAUAUAGAAGAGUUACCAGCACUGGUUACCAUAGCUUGCGAUGCGGUCCUCAGUUCAAAAUCUCCUUAUCGAAAGCAAGAUCCCGAAUCGUGGGAGGAAGAGCCUCAAGUUUCCAAACAUGCCAACAGCCUUGUACAGAUGGACAACGGAGUCAGGAUUCCACCAAGCGGCUGGAAAUGCUCGAAGUGCGACCUGAGGGAGAACCUUUGGCUGAACCUGACGGAUGGGUCAGUAUUAUGUGGAAAGUGGUUCUUUGACGGCUGCGGGGGAAAUGGACACGCCCUGGAACACUAUAAGGAGAUGGGCUAUCCAUUAGCAGUGAAGCUUGGAACAAUUACUCCAGACGGCGCAGACGUCUAUUCCUUUGAUGAAGAAGAGCCAGUUUUGGACCCACGCAUAGCUAAACACUUGGCACAUUUUGGAAUUGAUAUGCUGCAGAUGCAUGCGACAGAGAACGGCCUGAGGGAUAAUGAGAUAAAGCCCAGGGUCUCCGAAUGGGAAGUGAUCCAGGAAGCUGGUAUGAAGCUGAAGCCGAUGUUCGGCCCGGGCUACACCGGCAUGAAAAACCUGGGCAACAGCUGUUACAUCAGCAGCCUCAUGCAGGCCCUUUUCAGCAUCCCCGAAUUUCAGAGAAUGUAUGUGGGAAACCUUCCAAGGAUAUUUGACUAUUCCCCUCUGGACCCAACCCAAGAUUUUAACACACAGAUGGCUAAAUUGGGACACGGCCUCCUCUCCGGGCAAUACUCUAAACCGCCCGUGAAGUCCGAACUCAUCGAACAGGUGAUGAAAGAAGAACACAAGCCUCAGCACAAUGGCAUUUCCCCGCGCAUGUUCAAAGCGUUUAUAAGCAAAGGGCACCCAGAAUUCUCUUCCAGUCGGCAACAAGAUGCACAGGAGUUUUUCCUGCACCUUAUAAAUUUAAUAGAGAGGAACCGCAUCGGCUCCGAAAACCCCAGUGACGUCUUCCGGUUUUUGGUGGAAGAGCGCACACAGUGCUGCCAGUCCCGGAAAGUCCGGUACACGGAGAGGGUCGAUUAUAUCAUGCAGCUGCCUGUGCCGAUGGAGGCCGCGAGAAACAAAGAUGAACUGAUUGCCUACGAACUGAAGAGGAGAGAGGCGGAAACGGCCAGGAGGCCCCCUCCAGAGCUCGUCCGUGCCCGGAUCCCAUUCAGUGCCUGUUUGCAGGCUUUUUUGGAACCGGAGAAUGUAAUCGACUUCUGGAGCAGCGCCCUUCAAGCCAAGUCUGCUGGAGUUAAAACUUCUCGCUUCGCAUCAUUUCCUGAGUACCUCGUAGUACAGAUAAAGAAAUUCACUUUUGGCCUUGACUGGAUACCCAAAAAGCUCGAUGUUUCCAUAGACAUGCCAGAUCUUUUGGACAUCAGUCACCUCCGUGCCACAGGCCUGCAACCAGGAGAAGAGGAACUUCCAGACAUCUCUCCGCCCAUUAUCAUUCCCGAUGACCCCAAAGAUGGCAUGAUGAACCAUUUCAUGGACCCCCCAGACAUUGACGAAUCCUCAGUCAUGCAGCUAGCAGAAAUGGGUUUUCCGCUCGAGGCGUGUCGGAAGGCUGUGUACUACACUGGCAACAUGGGUGCAGAGGUGGCUUUCAACUGGAUCAUUGCCCACAUGGAAGAACCAGAUUUUGCAGAGCCAUUAGCCGUUCCCAGCUACGGAGCAGCCGCUUAUCCAGGGGCAGGUGUGCCAGGAGCUCUGGGGUUGGAUAACCACCCUCCAGAAGAGAUGGUGGCCAUCGUUGCCUCUAUGGGCUUCCAGCGGAACGUGGCUAUCCAGGCACUGCGGGCAACGAACAAUAAUUUGGAACAUGCCAUAGAGUGGAUCUUCAAUCACCCGGAUCCCGAAGGGAGCGAAACCACUUCUGAGGCUCUGGACAUGGAGAACCAUGUGAAUGCCAACAUCCUCGCAGAAUCGGAUCUGGAGGGGCCCAGGAUCAAAGAUGGGUCCGGACGAUAUGAGCUCUUUGGGUUCAUCAGUCACAUGGGAACAUCAACAAUGAGCGGCCAUUACGUUUGCCAUGUCAAAAAGGAGGGAAGAUGGGUGAUCUACAAUGACCUGAAAGUCUGUGCCUCCGAGCGACCACCCAAAGAGCUGGGCUAUAUUUACUUCUAUCACAGGAUACCAAGUUAGGCCUCAGUUGUGUCUCUAGGCCUUAGGAAGCCAUAGCCUUUUUAUUCUGCCAAAUA